This is a messenger RNA of Thrips palmi, 4575 nucleotides long. It is a transcript of the gene Tudor-SN, whose product is annotated as staphylococcal nuclease domain-containing protein 1. NCBI's taxonomy places the organism in Eukaryota, Metazoa, Arthropoda, Insecta, Thysanoptera, Thripidae. The transcript has 14 exons. The record is from RefSeq and is a predicted model, not a curated record. Bases 250 to 2958 code for a protein of 902 amino acids. Gene Ontology annotation, molecular function: nuclease activity; RNA binding. Gene Ontology annotation, cellular component: cytosol; nucleus; RISC complex. Gene Ontology annotation, biological process: regulatory ncRNA-mediated gene silencing; mRNA catabolic process.
AAACUUGGCAAUAAUUUCCUGCGUAAGAGUCAUUUUUUGUCGAAAGGUUCUUAAGGCCGGUCUCUGCACAAAGUUCGAGUUUUCCCUAGAGACCCUCCGCAGUGAAGUGAAGUGCUGGCGAGGCUCGAGGGCCGCAGUGCAACGAGAAGUGGCCGCGUGGUCGUCAAGCGUCACGUGACUCGAGUCGAGGCUGCCAGACAGACCCUCCUUCCUUUAUUUAGCACACCUUUGCAUGGACACAGCAUCAGCAUGAGCGCCCCAGCACCGCAACCCGUAGUUAAGCGCGGUAUCGUUAAACAGGUCCUUUCAGGGGACUCUGUGGUGAUCCGCGGUCCUCCUAGGAAGGUUGGGCCCCCAGUUGAGAAGACCCUUCUCUUCUCCAACAUUCUGGCACCCAAGUUGGGCCGUCGAGCCACCGCAAGUGCUGCAGAUACCAAGGAUGAACCUUAUGCAUGGGAGGCUCGUGAGUUUCUCCGGAAGAAGGUGAUUGGUGAGCCUGUGCUGUUUGUUUCAGAAGUAAGCUCUAACAACCGAGAGUAUGGUGUAAUUUACCUUGGCAAAGAUAUCCAAACUGGAGAAAACAUUACUGAAGCCUUGGUAUCUGAGGGUCUUGCAACUGUGCGACGGGAUGGACGAGCUCCAGAGGUCGCCCGUCUCAUUGAAUUGGAGGAUGCGGCCAAGGCUGCUAGUAAAGGAAAAUGGGGUGGAAAUCCAUCAGAGCACAUUCGUGACAUUAAGUGGACUAUUGAAAAUCCCAUGGCAUUUGUUGAUAAAAUGGGACAAAAACCUAUCAAGGCUGUCAUUGAACAUGUUCGAGACGGCUCCACUGUCCAUGCAUUCCUUCUUCCUGAUUUCUACAGGGUGACAUUGAUGAUCUCUGGUAUUCGGGCUCCCAAUAUUCCAAGGCCUGAUGAAAACAAGCAGCCAGAUAAUGCUGCUGGAACUCUGGCAGAGGAAGCCAAGUACUUUGUUGAAUGCCUUCUUCUUAACAGAGAUGUGGAAGUAGUUUUGGAGUCAACCAACAAUAAUAAUCUUGUUGGAUCUAUCCUUCAUGAGAAAGGAAAUAUUGCUGCUGCCUUACUGCGUGAAGGCUUUGCUAGGUGUGUGGACUGGUCCAUUGCUCACAUGAAGACUGGUGCAGACAAAUUGCGUGCUGCUGAGCGCGAGGCCAAGGAAAAGAGGCUACGAAUUUGGAAGGACUGGACUCCCACAAAUACUAACCCUGGAAAGGAAUAUGCUGCCACUGUUGUUGAAAUCAUGGGUGGUGAUGGAUUGAUGGUCAAGAUUGCUGGGCAAUCUGCACCCAAGAAAAUCUUCCUGUCCAGCAUUAGGCCCCCAAGGGAGCAAAGGCCUGCUGAGGAUAAAAGUGAAGAAAAGGAAAAAGCACCUCUCGCCCCUGGUCAGCGUAAACCAAGGCCUCUUUAUGAAGUGCCAUAUCUGUUUGAAGCAAGAGAAUUUCUACGGAAGAAGCUCAUUGGCAAGAGAGUAAACAUUGUUGAAGAUUACAUCCAACCACCUCAUCAAACCUUUGGUGAAAAGGUUUGCUGCACGGUCACCAUUGGAGGAGUGAAUGUGGCGGAGGCUCUGGUCAGCAAGGGUCUUGCCACAGUCCUCCGGUAUCGGCAGGAUGAUGAUCAGCGCUCAUCACACUAUGACAAUCUUUUGGCUGCUGAGACCAAAGCUUCUAAGUCAGGUCAUGGUCUGCACUCGAAAAAGGAAGCUCCAGCUCAUCGUGUGGUUGAUGUUUCUGGGGAUUUGGUUAAAGCGAAGCAGUUCCUCCCAUUCCUUCAAAGAUCUGGGCGUAUCGAAGCUGUUGCUGAGUUUGUUACAAGCCGAUCAAGGCUGCGACUGUAUAUCCCUAAAGAUUCAAGAUUGAUCACAUUGCUUCUUGCUGGUAUUACUUUCAACAAAACAAGACAAGGACAAUCUCAGUAUAAUGAAGGAGAGCCUUUUACUGACGAGGAAGCAACCAACUUCACUCGUGAACGUUGCAUGCAGCGUGAAGUUCAAAUUACGGUGGAGGCAAUGGAUCGUGUUGGAAAUUACAUCGGCUGGCUCUGGGUAGACAAUGUUAACUUGUCUGUUGCAUUGGCUGAAGAAGGCUAUGCUAAAGUUCAUGGAUCUGCUGAAAAGUCUGAUCACUACAGAGCUCUGAAGAAUGCCGAAGAUUCUGCUAAAGCAAGGCGCAUCGGAGUUUGGAAGAAUUACAAGGAGGAAGAUGAGCAAGAAGUAGAAAAGAAGAGGGAUGAUGAGAGGAAUGUGGAACGUUCUGUGAAUCAAACUAGAGUGGUUGUUACAGAAACCACUCCAGAGCUUCACUUCUAUGCUCAGGCUGUCGAUCAAGGACCUAAACUUGAGGGCUUGAUGGCCAAGAUUCGUCAAGAGUUUACCGCAAAUCCUCCCCUACCAGGAGCCUACCAACCGAAGAAAGGUGAUACAUGUGCUGCCAAGUUUGUUGAUGAUGAAUGGUACAGGGCUAAGGUAGAAAAGGUGGACAAAGGUGGAAACGUCAGUGUCCUUUACAUGGACUAUGGCAAUCGUGAAACUCUGUCAGCCACUCGCUGUGCUCAGCUUCCUUCAGCUUUCCUUUCUGAAAAGCCCUAUGCGACAGAGUAUCAGCUGUUUGGUGUUUCGCUGCCACCAGAUGCGGAUUACUCUGAAGAAGCUAUCAGUACAUUCAGGUCAGACGUUCUUGAUCGUACACUUCUUCUCAAUGUGGAAGUUAAUGGAUCUCUUCCCCUUGCAACUCUUGAGGACCCUACAACCAAAGUGGAUAUUGGAAAAGCUUUGAUUGAAGACGGUCUUCUGCUGGCUGAGAAGAGGAGAGAACGUCGUCUGACCAAGCUGUUGAAUGAUUACAAAAAUGCUCAAAGUGAAGCUGCCAAAAACCACCUUAAAAUCUGGGAGUAUGGUGACAUCACUGAAGAUGAUGCAAAGGAAUUUGGAUUAGGACCGUAAUCUGGUCACUAAUGUGUUGACGGUGUUAGUUAAGUGGUGCCUCAUGGAAUGCUAGGAUUGUUAAUGACUUGUGGCAGUUAAAUUUGGUGUGAAGGAAGUUGUGGAAAAAAUUAAACCAGCCAAUCCGUCUAAAAAAUUAACCUCUUAUGCCUGUGCCACACGCACCAUUCUCAAAUGUUCUUGCUGGUUAUUUUAAAAAUAAGUAGGACAUUCUUGUUUUUCCACAUCUUGAUACACUUUCGCCCUUCAUAUUAUGACUACCUAUGCUUCCAUAGCUGAGAUAAGCAGAUUCAUUCCUACUGUGUGGCCUCUCUUCAAUUUGGAGUUGUGCAAAGUAAUUGAUUGUGAAAUUUAUUACUGGAAUUAUUGUUUUCUCAUACCACUUCCAGCAAAUUUCUGGCACCUGGUGUUUCUUUGUGCGGGUUUUGGGGAUAAACAGAGUUUAUUCCUUGUCUAAAUUAAAUGAACUAUCAUUUCCAUAUUACAAGAAAUGAAAUAAAAUAGCAAAGGUGUUGAAUUUUCUCAGCUUGUAUUGUUGACAUGAAAGAUCAGACUACAGAUUGAUUUUCCAUGACAGGAUUUAUAUUGUUGUCUUUCUAGGCUAGAACGGUUCAGUUCUAGUGUGUUUUGUUUGUGUUCAAUAUUAUUAAAAUAUUGUUAUGUUUUCCUUAGAAGUUGCAGUCUGAUACGUCUGAUAUGUCCAAGAGUUAAAAAUUAAGGAUGUACAGUUUGAAUGGUAAGAAGUUAACUAUGAAUUAGGUAAACAAUUACCGUAAUCAUAUCUCCAAUAUGUUUGUUCCCUGUUUGUUAUUUCUUUGCUUGUUUUAUUACUUACCUGGAAUCUAGUGCAAUGGAGUAUAUCGAAGAAGAAACAGCAGCAGGUUGUGCUUGUUUACCACCACUGCUGGAAAGUGGAUUUUCAUCUGGCAUCAUAUUUGUCAUUUAAAUUGUGGUUAUUGUGAUUUUAACAAAACAUAUUUACCUUAAUAUGUAUGUGUAUGUAUAUAUAUAUGAGUAUAUAUAAAUAUACAUAAAUGUUUCUAGAAAUGCUUUACUGUGUACAUGCGCCCUAACUGCCCUGGAGCUGAUCUCAUGUAUUGAGGGCAAACCCUGUCUUACCCGUCUACUGGUUGUCACAAAUGUUGUAUUGUUAAGUGACCACACCAACUUCUUUUAUUUAAAUCCAUUACAUAACAAUUUUAUUACAUGCCUUUUGUUUUAGGACUUACUGGAGCACUUCCUCUGAAUCAAUUGCAAUACAGUAAUUUUUAACCACCCUGUACUGAAUGAACCUGUAUGACCUUUAUAGUGAUGUAAUCAUUGUGAAAAUUUAUAUUUAAAUUAUAUCAAAUGCUGUAUAUUUUAUGAAUGGUUGUCAGGGACUUACUUAUGUAUCACAAUUGAGACUGAUUAAUGUGCGACUUUUCUGCGUUGUCUUGAAUAUGAUGCUUAUUAAAGCACAUUUAUGAAUUUUACAUGAAUUGUGAGGCAUGAUGAAUGAACUGUGCAUGGGAAACUAAAAUGACUUCGUGUCUUAUUUCUCUUUUUUACGUAUUUCUUUGGUGGAAGUGGGGGCUGUGUUAUGACAGUAUACCAAUAAAAUUGUUGAAAUUUGCA